Colletotrichum karsti is the source of this 1569-nucleotide messenger RNA. Its product is annotated as glycosyl hydrolase family 47. Gene Ontology annotation, biological process: carbohydrate metabolic process; N-glycan processing. Gene Ontology annotation, molecular function: mannosyl-oligosaccharide 1,2-alpha-mannosidase activity; calcium ion binding. The transcript has a single exon. NCBI's taxonomy places the organism in Eukaryota, Fungi, Ascomycota, Sordariomycetes, Glomerellales, Glomerellaceae. Gene Ontology annotation, cellular component: Golgi membrane; endoplasmic reticulum. The record is from RefSeq and is a predicted model, not a curated record.
CUGCCGGAUGCGGAGAUGGCAAGGUUGCCGUCGACGGAGCCUCUAGAACUACCGAAGAUUCAGUUCGAGUUCGCUGCGGAGCGUCCAGACAGCCUGAAGAGAGACAUCGGUCUCAUGAGCUCUCGCCGGCAUGAGGUCAGAAACGUUUUCAAGAAGAGUUGGCAAGCGUACGCCCACCACGCCUGGGGAUACGACGAGCUGGGACCUCUGUCUCUCCGAGGCAAGAACCGAUACAACGGAUGGGGUGUUACAGCCGUGGACUCACUCGAUACGUUGUGGCUGAUGGGCAUGUACGAUGACUUCAAAAACGCCGUUCAGUAUGUUAGCGCUAUCGACUGGAACAACUCGACCGACCCCAGGUGUAACGUUUUCGAGACCAACAUCCGGUACCUAGGAGGCCUGCUGUCCGCAUAUGACCUCAGCAAUGAGGAGGUACUCCUCAAGAAGGCCAUCGAACUGGCAAAUAUGCUCUACGCAGCUUUCGACACACCCAACCGCUUUCCACCUGUCUCUUUCAAUUUUGAGGACCUCAGGGCGGGCAAGUUGUUGCCGGAUCCCUACCAGAGCGCUGCUUCCAUCGGUAGUCUCUCGCUGGAAUUCACGAGGUUGGCUCAGAUUACUGGGGAGUUCAAGUACUUCGACGCUAUUGAGCGCAUCAAGACGGCCUUCGAACAGAUUCAGGACGAAACAUUAUUACCGGGGUUGUGGCCGAACUUCAUCAACGUCCGCGACGACUUUCAGACGCCCAACAACAUAUUCCGGUUGGGCGGGGAUGGCGACUCGCUCUACGAGUAUUUACCAAAGAUGCACGUCCUUCUCGGGGGCGUCGACACGGCUUAUGAAAAGAUGUACAUGGGCGCGGCCAGGGCCGCCAAAUCUCAACUUCUGUACCGUCCUAUGACGCCUACCAAGGACGAUGUGUUGUUGCUCGGCACCGCCAUCGUCAACGAGAAGCUCAAAAAGGUCGACCAGAUUGCGGAGCUCGAGCACCUCUCAUGUUUCGCCGGUGGCAUGUUCGCCAUGGCCGGCAAGCUUUUUGAGGCCCCUGAAGACGUCGAGGUUGGUGAGAAGCUCACCAGAGGAUGCGCGUGGGCGUAUAGGUCCUUCAAGAGCGGACUCAUGCCGGAAAAGUCUCAGAUCGUCAAGUGCGACACCAUCGAAGGCUGCGAAUGGGACGAACAAAAGUGGGCGGCUCAGAGCAGUCGUAACUCACCGAGGGGCUUUUGGCGGAUCGACAACGCCCGCUACAACCUUCGACCCGAAGCCAUCGAGAGCCUGUUCAUUCUCUACAGAAUCACCGGCAAGCAGGACCUGUUGGACAUUGCGUGGGACAUGUUCCAGGCAAUUCAGAAGGCGACAGAUACCCACGACGCUUACGCCGUGGUUCACGACGUGACCUACGCUCUAUCACGGCAAGAGGACAGCAUGUCAAGCUACUGGCUUGCCGAGACCUUGAAGUACUUUUAUCUCAUCUUCUCGGAUCCGGAACUGAUCAACUUGGACGAAUGGGUGUUCAACACGCAGGCGCACCCUUUCAAGCGACCUGUUGCGGCGUGGAAAGAAACUUGA